This is a messenger RNA of Neolamprologus brichardi, 1287 nucleotides long. The record is from RefSeq and is a predicted model, not a curated record. NCBI's taxonomy places the organism in Eukaryota, Metazoa, Chordata, Actinopteri, Cichliformes, Cichlidae.
CUGGAUAUCACCUGGAAACCCGAAAUCAAGCUGCACAGGACAGAUGUCCCACAGCAGCAUUUCUGUAAGGAGGAGGAAGUUAUCGCUGACCAGCAGCUCUGGAACCAGGAGAGGAGCUCCGAUCUGGACCAAGAGGAACCAGAAGCUCCACAGAUUAAAGAGGAACAGGAGCAACUCUGUAGCAGUCGGGAAGGAGAGCAGCUGGUACUUAAGGAGGAGACUCAUACCUUUAUGGUGACUGCUGCUGAGGAAAGAGACCACAGUGAACCAGAACCAAAAAGAGACCAAGUCAACUGUGUCAGCUCUGCUGUAGCAGUGAAACAAUAUCAGGGAGGAAGGAAGAAAGAUUCACAAUCACGAAGAAAAAAUAAAAAAAAACACAAUAAUGUAGAACACCAACCUACGCCAGACAGUGAGUGCAAGUCUGACAAAAGUAAAAAGUCUUUAAAAUGUGAUGUUUGUGGAAAAGCCUACAAAUAUAAUUAUGAAAUGGAAAGACAUUAUAGAAUCCAUACAGGGGAGAAGCCGUUUUCCUGUAAAACAUGUGGGAAAAUGUUUGUACGUAGUGGUUCUGUAGCGAAGCACAUGAGAAUCCACACAGGUGAGAAACCAUAUUCUUGCAAAGUGUGUGGGAAAAGUUUUAUACAGAAAAAUGGUUUGACUGUCCACAUGAUCACGCACACAGGUGAGAAGCGACAUCACUGUGAAAUAUGUGGGAAAAUGUUUGCACAUAGUAAUGGCUUAUUGAGGCACAAAAAAAUUCACACAAGUGAGAAACCUUACUGUAAAACAUGUGGGAAAACAUUUCCACUUAGAAGUUUGUUACUGAUGCACACAAAACGUCACACAGGUGAGAAACCAUAUCAUUGUAAAACAUGUGGGAAAAUGUUCACCCGUAACAGUCAUUUAAAAGAGCACAUAAGAAUACACACAGGUGAGAAACCAUAUCAUUGCAAAACUUGUGGGAAUGCAUUCAGAUAUCGUACUCAUUUGUUGCGCCACAUGAAAAUACACAUGUAGAUGCCUACUCUUAACAAGAUUAACAGUUUAGCAAGCUGUGUAGAGCGCAAAGUUAAACACGAGUCAGCAUGGGAACUAAUGGUAAACACAGCAUGGUAGUGAGGAGGUUAUGGUUAGAGUUUCAGUUUAAAAGCAGGUGGAAGUGGCACAUUUUUACAAAUUAUUCUAUUUACAAAAUGUUUUAAGUGCAUUAUCAAUUCUUUGCCCAAGGAAAAGUUAUUGCCAUUGCUUUUUUCAGUAAUUAGUAAUCUAACUAAUUACUAUUUC